AUGAAUCGAUCAAUGUCUUUUGUGGUGUUACUGGCGAUUCUUGCGUCGGUGUCAGACGUCGUGUUGGCUAAUUACGGUCUUACUGGCAUCGACUCUGGGUGGUACGACGGACAUGCGACGUUUUACGGCGACAUUAACGGCGGGGAGACCAUGCAAGGAGCAUGUGGUUACGGAAAUCUAUUCAGCCAAGGUUAUGGCUUAGAGACGGCGGCGCUAAGCACGGCGCUCUUCAACAACGGCAAGGCUUGCGGUGCUUGUUUCGAGAUUGCGUGUACGAACUCGCAGUGGUGCUUACCGAACGUUGGUUCAAUCAAAAUCACAGCCACUAAUUUCUGUCCACCCAACUACGCCCCACCGGGUGGAUGGUGCAACCCUCCUAACAAACACUUCGAUCUAUCGCAAAAGAUGUUCGUUUCGAUCGCCGUGUACAGAGGAGGAAUCGUUCCGGUGAGAUACCGGCGAGUGGCGUGUCAGAAGAGAGGUGGUGUGAGGUUUGAGCUCAGGGGGAAUCCUUAUUACAUCAUGGUUUUGGUGUAUAACGUUGGAGGUGCAGGAGAUGUAACUAGCAUGGCAGUUAAAGGGGAUCGAAGUAAGUGGACCUCUAUGCAGAGGAACUGGGGGCAAGUUUGGAAUGCCGGUGGGGGUUUGGUGGGACAGCAGCUCUCGUUUCAAGUUCAAACCAGCGAUGGUAGGAGCAUGACCUUCUACAACGUGGCGCCCACGUCUUGGGGCUUCGGUCAAACUUUUGAAGCACACUCAAAUUUUUAG
Thlaspi arvense is the source of this 768-nucleotide messenger RNA. The record is from the annotation of a GenBank genome assembly. Lineage: Eukaryota; Viridiplantae; Streptophyta; Magnoliopsida; Brassicales; Brassicaceae.